Molecule: messenger RNA, 777 nt
Organism: Fusarium mangiferae
Lineage: Eukaryota; Fungi; Ascomycota; Sordariomycetes; Hypocreales; Nectriaceae
Exons: 1
Coding region: 1-777 (258 amino acids)
Molecular function (GO): nucleic acid binding; RNA-DNA hybrid ribonuclease activity
Source: RefSeq, a predicted model, not a curated record
AUGAACAAGGCCUUACACCAGUCGAUGAGAGCUAUACUGCCCGUCUGGAAAACGACGCCCACCACCAUCCUCCACCACGAGAGCGGGAUACCGCCAGUUGAUCAACUCUUGGAAAAACGGCGAUGGAGAUUCUCGGCGCGGCUCAAAUCACUCGACGACGCCCAUCCUCUUGUGCGGCGAAUGUUGCCACCCCGUCAACCCAUCUACCAUGAUCUCAUCAAACGAAGGUAUCAGCAGGCAGAAAGUAGAUUUAGAACACGUCUCCGACGUACAGAUGAGCAUCUUGCAUCUUGCACCCGCCCUAAGCUCCUCCAGAAACGCUUCCAGCAGGAAGAGAUACCACCGUUGCAAACAGCAUCAAGGGAGAAGACAGCCGAGACUUUCCUCCGCUGGGUCAAGUCGCUCGACGCGCUCACCUUGGUCGUCUACUCGGACGGCUCUCUGUCCGAGAAAGGGGUUGCCAGCUACGGCUUUACCAUUCACCAGGACAACUUGCCUGUCUUUGACGGAUCAGGCCGCCUCGGACCAGCUGAAGUCUUUGAUGCCGAAGCUAGAGGAGCAUUAGAAGGCCUCAAGGCUGCCCUAAGGCUGCGAGAAUCAGCAACGCAAAACAUAAUCAUAUGCCUAGACAACCUCGCGGCCGCAACAUGCUUGCGAGGCACACCAUCCGACUCUUCUCAAGACGUCUUCCCUGAGUUCCAGGCUCUAGCGACAUUGCACGGGUCUGCGCACGUACGAUGGGUGCCGGGACACACCGACAUACCUGGCAAUGAAUAG